AUGGAACCCGAGACCCUAUCUCGCCCUCAGGACGAGAUGCUCAAUUUCACUCUUUUGAAUCCCACCACAUCCUCUACUUUGACCCCGCGGCUGGGCAAUCUGGCCAUCACAGGCCGAAAGGCCAUUUCCACGCCGCACUACAUCGCCCUGACAUCCCGAGGCGCGGUGCCACAUAUUGCGCAUGAUGUGAUGCAAAAACAGACUGCUAUUGGCAGUCUCUACUUUGGGCUGGAAGAUUUCAUAGAGAAGCAAAACCAGAAGAAUAAAUCCCCUCCAAUCUACCGGAUUCCUACCGAAUCACACGAAUCCGCCUUACGCAAAUUUACUUGCUUCCCCGAAGAUCAGCUAUUAGUCCUAGGACCCCGUCGCGUGCCUCCGAUCCCGACCCCGCCGAUGAACACGAACAACUCGGUCGCUAUCAUGACGGCGUUUGGGUUCCGACAGCUAGAGGCCAACCAGUAUGUCGAGGCGGUGCAGAAACUGCGUCCGGAUAUUGUCGUUGGUCUGGCGGACUUGGUUGUAGGACAAGAGCCUGGGUACAAGAGGCGGGGGAAGAUGGUUGACCGGACUCAUGCGUUCACGAUGCAUGCCACCGAUCAUUUAUACGGAAAGGCGGCCCCGGAAGACAACCGUUCCAGGGCCGCUUACUUCGCGCCGGUGCUACCGCUGGACAAUACCGAACAGACGAUCUAUCUGGAUGAGCUCGAAAGCGAUCUGCGACCACACAUCGCCGGCCUCGCAUUGUACGAGUCGGGGUCGCUGUCUGUCUUGUCCGAUGCCCUAGGCGACCUGCCGCGACUGCUUCUCAGCGAGCCAGCUACGCCCCAGGAUGUUCUGCGCCAGGUAUCCCUCGGUGCAGAUCUGCUCACUGUGCCUUUCAUCGGCGUGACUUCAGACGCCGGCGUAGCGCUCGAGUUUACGUUCCCAGCUCCGGCUGAAGGAAAAGCUUCCGAGGCCCGACCGCUUGGUUUCGACCUGUGGUCGUCUGCACACACCUUUGACACAUCGCCGUUAGUCGAAGGAUGCCAGUGCUAUACCUGCCGGAAUCACCAUCGCGCCUAUAUCCACCAUCUGCUCACCGCCAAGGAAAUGUUGGCCUGGACCCUCCUACAGAUCCAUAACCACCACACAAUGGAUCAGUUUUUCCAACAUAUCAGAGAAAGCAUCCAACGCGGAACCUUCGAGUCUGAAGUCCAAACAUUCCAGCGCUUUUACGUCUCCGAGCUCCCCAAACAGACCGGCCAAGGGCCUAGACUCCGCGGCCACCAAAUCGACCCAUCGAAAGCGCAUCAACCCCGUCGGAAUCCUCGCGGAUUCGGCCGACUCGACGACGCGUUGGAGAAAUUCGCCGAGUCGCAGUCCUCCGUCGCCACGCCCGACACCGAUGCCUCGGGUCUAGAAGCCCACGGGUUCGCGACGAAGCAGGAUUCCUGA
Messenger RNA from Aspergillus melleus, 1434 nucleotides. Its product is annotated as tRNA-ribosyltransferase family protein. The transcript is spliced from 3 exons. The record is from RefSeq and is a predicted model, not a curated record. Lineage: Eukaryota; Fungi; Ascomycota; Eurotiomycetes; Eurotiales; Aspergillaceae. Bases 1 to 1434 code for a protein of 477 amino acids. Gene Ontology annotation, molecular function: tRNA-guanosine(34) queuine transglycosylase activity.